AUGAAGCGUGGGCCCUACCAACGUGGAAGUAGUAGUGCCAAUACGCCUCUUUCUACGAAUACGAGUCCUCCUGCGACUACCACUGUUAGUACGAGCACCACGGCUCUCACACCGCCGGCCUCCAACUCCUCACCCAUUCUUCAAUGCCCGGAGUGUUUUAACGUAUUUCUCACCUGGACAAAGUUCACCCAACACUUAGAGACCACACAACACUACUCUGCACGUUGUGUGGAGUGUCGUGAGUUGCUGAAGUGCUUUGGUCCCAAGUUCCCCUAUCGCCAUGAGGCUCUUACUGGACAUCGUGGUAUUCUCGGUACAUUUUAUGUGCGGGAUGAUUACCGCCUGGAUCACCCACCACACCUCACACUUCCACAAUACUGUUGUGAGUGUCUUGUUGUCUUUCUCACGCCACUGGCACUCGCCGAGCAUUUACGUAAUGAUCAUCACGUGACGGCGAUUAAAGAUAAGGCUCAUUGUCUCACUUGUGGAAUUUAUGGUACCAUUGCUGAGAUGACAGUACAUCGAAUGGAUAAAUUAAAUCUUAAGGAAGUACACAAGUUUGAGGUGAUGGGACUGAAUGCCGCUAAAUAUCUUAAACGAUGUCCACAAUUACCACCAUGGCCACAAGAAGUGAAAUCGUAUAUUAUUCUUUAUCAAUGUCCUGUAUGUGUGUUGUUGUUUGUAAGUUGGGAUCUUGUAGAGCGGCAUAUGGCCACGACAGGUCAUUGUAAAGAUAUUCAUUUACUCGUCCGUGCACGUCCUGGACAUCGUGAGGGUGGAGAUGAAGUCCUCUCCGCAGAGGAAUUUGAAGUUUUGGUGGAUAAAGAUGAUCCCGAGAUGGCAGCUCUCAUAUGUGAAACUCUUCCUGAACCAAAUAGCACCAACCAAGAGGAAAAGAAGAAAAGGAAGAAGAAAGAUGAUAAGAAAGAUGAUAAGGAUAAGGAUAAUAAGGAUGAUGAUGAUGAUGAUCACUUGGUAGUGUUUCAGUGCCCAGAAGAAGAUUGUGCUCGUGUAUUCCUCACACAUGGGGAGUUGUUUGAACACAUGGAAAAAGAUGGACAUCAUCCCAUGGAACCGAAUGAGGAAAGAGAAAAGGAAGAAACUACAGAGGAACAUCAUUUAGAAGAGGAAGAAGGAUAUGAUGAAAAGAAAGAUACCUCAGAAGAAGAAGAAGAAAUAGUGCCUUCAUGGAAGUGGAAUGUCUCUGCCUAUGAAGUAGAGUGUUCGGCAAAGAAAUUAGUAAAAUAUUUUGGCUUCGUAAGAUGUCCACAUUGUCGCCGUAUACUCACAUCCGAUUCAGAGGAGUUAAUACAUAUGCAGAUGCAUCAUCCGGAGAAAUUGGCCCCGUUGGUUCCUUCCACAUCUUUACCCAAGCGGAGGCAAAGAUGCAUGAGUCAUUAA
Trypanosoma theileri is the source of this 1401-nucleotide messenger RNA. RefSeq lists its product as uncharacterized. The transcript has a single exon. The record is from RefSeq and is a predicted model, not a curated record. Bases 1 to 1401 code for a protein of 466 amino acids. NCBI's taxonomy places the organism in Eukaryota, Euglenozoa, Kinetoplastea, Trypanosomatida, Trypanosomatidae.